GAGAUAGUAUUGUCAUUUAACAAUAUUAAAUCUCCUGACACUUAAAGAAGAGUAUCUUAAAGAGUGUGUUAAGUUUCACAGAUUUUUCAAUUUGGCAAUUUUGCUUCUGCUUUUGAUUUCUAGUUUUAUUCCAUGUGGUAAGAAAGGAUACAUUGUAUGAUUCAAUCUUUAAUAUGUACUAGGCUUAAUACCUUGGUGAAAAAAUAAUCUUACAACAAACCCCCAUGACACAAGUUUACCUAUAUAACAAACCUGUACAUAUAAUCCCAAACUUAAAAGUUAAAAAGAAUAAGAGUUGCUUUGUGUCCUAACAGGUUGUCCAUGAAACAACAACUACCCAUUUUCUCCACUUAGCCCCUGACACAGUUCAGUCUGUUUUCUGUUUCUAGGAGUUUAACUACUUUAGGUAUCUUACAUAAGUAAAAUUGUAUAGUAUUUGUCUUUUUGUGCCUGGCUUCUUGCACAUAAAGUCUUAAAAAUGUAUUUAUUGUGAAUAUAACAACAUUUUCUGCUUUUAAAAAGCUGAAUAAUAUUUAAUUAUUUGUAUAUUUGAAAUGGUCUUUAUUCAUUUAUUAAGUUGGUUCUUUCCACUUACUUGCUUCUGUAAAUAAUGCUACAGUGAAUAUGGAUGUGCAGAUUACUCUUCAUUUGAUAAUAUAUGCAAGGGAUUAUUGAUGUGCUCUGUUCUGUUUCACUGGUAUUGUCUCUUUUUAAUCCGGUUAUAAACUAUUUUGAUUACUAUAACUUUAUAAUAGGUUUUUAAAAUCAGGGUGUAUGCCUCCAAUAUUUCUCUUUUUGACAAUUGUUGAACAUUUGUGGUCUCUUUAGUUCUGAUAUAAUUUUUAGGAUUGCUUCUUACAUUGAUGUAAAAUAUGUAUAGCCAUCAUCCAGAGUAUACCACCAUUUCCUUCAGCACUCUGUCAGGGAAGCCAAACCCCAUCUUUGGAUAGCCCCUCGGAAACCAGAGAUGUGGACACAUACUCCACACUUCUUUCUCUCCUGAGGAAGAAACGUAGAGUUGGGAGUUUCUCCUGGUUGUACCAUGCUGUAUUGAGAGAAGAUAAGGCUGUGCUGGGCACAUGUAAUAAAAUUUUCCUUCUCUUCUACAUGCUUUUGGCAUGGAUAAAGCUACAGCAACUGAAGUAGUACAAAUUCUUAACUGUGUUUUGGAAUUCCCACAAAGGCAAUGUGAUCAACAUGGUGUUAAGUUCAUAUAUCAUGAAGAAAUGAAGACCAGUGGUCUUUUUUUAAGCUUUGCAACUUAAAUUUAUAUAUACUUUUUUAUUUUUAAAUUUUAUUUUUUAAUUUUUGUGAGUACGUAGUAGUAGCUAUAUAUAUCUAUGAGUUACAUGAGAUAUUUUGAAGUAGCCAUGAAAUGCAUAAAAAUCACAUCAGGGUAAAUGGUGUAUUCAUUACUUCAAGUAUUUAAUCCUUUGUUUACAAUCUAAUUACAUUCCUUUAGUUAUUUAAAAAUAUACAAUUAAACUGCUUUUGACUACAGUUACUCUGUUGUACUAGCAACUACUAAAUCUUAUUCUAAUUAUUUUUGUGCUCAUUAACCUUCCCCACUUCCCACCAACCCCCCACUAUACUUUCCAGCCUCUGGUAACAAUUCUCUCUCCCUCCAUGAACUGAAUUAAUUUAAUUUUUAGCUCCAGCAAAUGUGUGAGAACAUGCAAAAGAAACUGGAGGAAUCAUAGUAUUUGACUGUAAAUGAUACUACAGAGCUAUAGUAAUUAAAACAGCAUGGUAUUGAUCAGUGAAACAGUAGAGAGAAUGCAGAGAUAAAUCCAUAUAGCUAUAGCAAAUCUAUUUUUGACAACGGUUUCAAGAAUAUAUAUUGAGGAAAGGAAUUUAUUGAAUAAAUUAUGCUACAGAAACUAAAUAUCCAUAUUCAGAAGAAUGAAGCUAGACCCCUAUCUCUUACUAUAUUAAAAAGUUAAAAUGGAUUAGAGACUUAACUAAGACCUAAAACUAUGAAAGUACUAUUAAGAAAACAUUGUAGAAACUCACCAGGAAAUUAAAUGGGGUAAAGAUGUCUUGAAUAAUACCCUGCUGGCACAGGCAACCAAAGCAAAAAUGGACAAAUGGAAUCACAUCAAGUUAAAGAACUUUUAAACAGCAAGUGAAACAAUCAACAAAGUGAAGAGACAACAUACCAAAUGGAAGAAAAUAUUUGCAAAUGGCCCAUCAGAAAAAAAACUGAUAACCAGAUUAUGUAAGGCACACAAACAACUCUAUAGGAUAAAAUUUAAUAAUCUGAUUAAAAAUGAGCAAAAAAUGUGAAUAGACAUUUCUCAAAAGAGGACAUACAAAUAACAGUGCAUGUGACAAGGUGCUCAACAUGUGAUCAUCAGAGAAAUGCAAAUCAAAAUGACAGUGAGAUGUUAUCUCAUCCCAGUUACAAUGGCUGUUCUCCAAAAGUCAGGCAAUAACAAAUGCUGGUCGAGUUUCACCAAGGACCCAUCCCUGUCUGCCUAGGAGUUUGUCUUUUGUCACUAUCAGUAGGACUGCAGUGGGUCAGACCUGAAACCAGCACAGCAGCUGAUCACACCCAAGCUGCGUAUUCUUAUUACAACCAAGGCAUUUUACCAGAGCAAGGCAUAGAAGAUUCAUUCAAAAAAGCAACACUGGGAAGAUAUGGGAGCUGUGGCCUUGAAAAUAUAUGCUUAUGGAAAAACUGGGAAAGUAUAGGUGGCGGUGAAGGACAAAAAGAAUGUUAUAAUCUAUGUAGCCAGUAUUUGACAACUAGUCAUAACAAACAUUUAACUGUGAAAGGAGACAAAGAACAUAGAAUAUUUCAGAAGAAGCCUCAGUUUCUGUCAGCUGCUCCUACAGAACCAUGUAUUCCUAUGAAUAAAUAUCAACAUCAAUUUUUGAAAUCUGUCUUUUGUAAUAAAAAUCAGAUAAACUUUAACCAUGACUCAAAUAUUAGUAAACAUCAUAGUACUCAUUUUCUAGAAAACUAUUACAAUUGUAAUGAAUGUGAGAAAGUAUUUUACCAAUCCUCAAAGCUUAUUUUCCCUGAAAAUAUCCAUAUUCAAGAAAAGCCUUACGACUCUAAUGAAUGUGGUGAAACUUCUGACCCAUUCUCAAAACUUACUCAACAUCAAAGAAUUUAUAUUGGAGAGAGCUCACAAAGAUGUAAUAAAAAAUGUAUAAUAGUCUUUAGUCAAUCACAUCUAAAGAGACAUAAGAUAAUUAACACUGGAGAGAAAUCAGUAAAAUAUAAAGAAUGUGGCAAAGCUUUUACCAGGGGCUUACAUCUUGGACAUCAGAAAAUUCAUACCGGAGAGAAACCUUACAAAUGUAAAAAAUGUGACAAAGCCUUUAACAAGAGCUCACACCUUGCUCAACAUCAGAAAAUCCAUACUGGAGAGAAGCCUUUCAAGUGUAAGGAAUGUGGCAAAGCUUUUAACAGAGGCUCAUACCUUACUCAACAUCAGAGAAUCCAUACUGGAGAGAGAGCUUUCAAAUGUAAAGAAUGUGGCAAAGCCUUUAACAGGGGGUCAUACCUUACUCAACACCAGAGAAUCCAUACCGGAGAGAAACCUUUCAAAUGUAAGGAAUGUGGCAAAGCCUUUAAUAGAAGCUCAUACGUUACUCAGCAUCAAAGAAUGCAUACUGGAGAGAAACCUUUCAAGUGUAAGGAAUGUGGCAAAGCUUUUAACAGAGCUUCACACCUUACUCAACAUCAGAGAAUCCAUACUGGAGAGAAACACUUCAAAUGUAAAGAAUGUGGCAAAGCCUUUAACAGGGGCUCACACCUUACUCGACAUCAGAGAAUCCAUACUGGAGAGAAGUCUUUCAAAUGUAAAGAAUGUGGCAAAGCUUUUAUCUGGGGCUCACACCUUACUCAACAUCAGAGAAUCCAUACUGGAGAGAAAUUCUUCAAAUGUAAAGAAUGUGGCAAAGCUUUUACCAGGAGCUCACACCUUACUCAACAUCAGAGAAUUCAUACUGGAGAGAAACCUUUCAAAUGUAAAGAAUGUGGCAAAGCUUUUAACAGACGCUCAACCCUUACUCAACAUCAAAUAAUUCAUACCAGGUAGAAACCCUGCAAGUGUAAAGAAUGUGCUAAAACCCUAAACUGGUGCUCACACCUUACUCAACAUUAGAAAAUCAAUACUGGAUAGAAAUCCCAUAUGUAUAAUGAUUUUUGAAACAUCAAAAUGAAGUCUAAAUAAAAAUCAGAAGUAUCACUUUAGAAAGAACUAAAGUGCUAGCACUUCUGUAAAUUACUCUGAAUCAGUGUGUUUAUUAUAACAAAUAAUUCAAACUCAAUUAGAUAAUUAAAUUGUAUGUUUAAAAAGAGUGACGACAUUGAUAGAGAGGCAUAAUUAUAUUCAAUGUUCACUUAUUUUUGUAAUCACAGUAUUCAUGAUUGAGAAAGUAUUAUUGAUGUAAUUAAAUUCAAAUUAACCUUUUUUUUUCCCCACUGUGGUUGAUUAUUGCUGUCUCUGACAUGAGAGUCCCUUCUAUGUUAGGUAGGCAUCAUUCACAUGUCUCAUGACAUCAUUCACAAGUUUCCCAUGGAAGACUAAGAGCAUUGGCAUAUAGGAUGUAUGAUGAAAUCUAAAUGGAGUUGCUCUUUUGGUUUGACUUACAACAGUGAAUAUAAGUCAUAUAUGAGUUAGGUGUUCAGAAUAUUAUUGUUCUGCAUUAAAGUGUGAGACAGAAACACUGAGUUUUAGAUAUGAAUAGUUUUACCAACUACCCAUUAAAAAGUCUUGCUAGUCCAUUAAUAUUCUAAUGUAUCUUCAUAGCAGCAAGUUAGAAGUCCUGACUAUUACUGUGAUAACAAUAAAGAAAUCAUUACAAAUAUCAGAGAGUGGUGCAAAUAACUUCUCUCUGGUAGAACAUAGAUUAUUAAUUCAAUCCUCUAAAUACUUAGGCUUAGUUUAAGAAAAGAGAGAACACUUUUUUUUAACAUAGGUUAUGGUAUCAGAAUAAGAAUGCUUUUUGAAUGUUUGCAGUCUAAUUUUGAUGAUUGAGGAAACUGGAUUUUGAAAUGCUUUAUUCAGUCUGUAAACUUAAUUUGUUUUUAAGAAUAAAAUGAAAUGUCUUUUAAUUUGUUAACACUGUUAACAUUAUUAUUGAAUAAUGUCUUAUCCUGACAAAAAUGUUAACUUAUUCACCUUGUUCAAGAUUCGAGGUAGUAAAUGGUAAUGAUAUACUAUUGGGUAUAUCUAGUUCAUGCUGUCUUUAGCAUUUUUUACCCUUAGUGGUAUUAAACUCCAAAUAGUUUGGAGAAUGUUGAUUCCAUAAGUUAUUACUUGUUACUCUAACAAGUUCCCCAAGGUGUGAUGAGUAGUUAAUUAGCCCUUAGCUAUUUUUGCCAAACAUUAGGUUAUUAAUUUACAAUUGUUUGUUUUUAAUGUAGGUGUUUACUGCUAUGAAUUUCUCUGAACAGUUUGCUGCAUCUCAUGUUUUGAUAUGUCAUAACUUCAUUUUCAUUUAUCUGAAAAUAUUUUCCAGUUUCGUUUUUUCUUUAACACAUUAAUUAGGAAUAUUUUUAAUUUCCAUAUAUUCGUGAGUUCCCCACAUUUUCUGCAUUCAUUUAUUUUUAAUUUCCUUUUACUAAAGUCAGGAAAAAUACUUUGGAUUAUUUUGAUCCUUUUAAUUUUAUUGACGUUUGCCUGCUGUAUGGCCUAGCAUAUGGUCUAUCCUGGAGAAUGAUUUAUGUGUACUUCUAAUUUUGAGUGGAGAAUUCUGUAAAUUUGAGAAUUCUAUCAGUUCAUAUUUGUUUACAGUGUUCAAGUGUUAUGUUUUCCUGUUGAUCUUCCCACUUUUUCUGCCCAUUAUUUACAUUGGAGUAUAGAAGUUUCUAUACUUUUGAUAAACUCCAAAUAAUGGAUUUGAUUAUUUAAUCUAUUCAUAGCCUGUAAUAUUAUCAGUAUAGUUGAAUUUGCAUCAGUCAUUUUGCUUUUUAUUUUUAUGUCUCAUGUAUUUUUCUUUAUUCUUUCUUUACUGCUUUCUUAUUACUUUCCAUGUAAUCUUUUAAUUUUUAUAAUUGUUCAUGUUUUUGAAGUUACUUCCUUGUUUUCUCUAGCCCUUAUAUACCUUAUCAGAAUCUGCUUUAUAUUUAUAUUAACUUAAUUCCAAUGAGAUAGAAAAUAUUACCACUAUAUAGCUUUUUUCCCCCAAUUUGGAUUGAAUUUUUUAAAUAUUGUCUUAAUUUAGUUUUAUUGUUUUAUUAAAAAAGCUAAACUUACAAAAUUGGUUGUAUAUUAGUUUAGGUGAGAUUGUUUUGUAAUGAGAAAAUAAUUCACAACAUAUAGAAAAUAAAUAAUUAUUAUUUUAAAAAGUA
Messenger RNA from Pongo pygmaeus (Bornean orangutan), 6310 nucleotides. RefSeq names its product zinc finger protein 519 (gene ZNF519). Gene Ontology annotation, molecular function: DNA-binding transcription repressor activity, RNA polymerase II-specific; RNA polymerase II cis-regulatory region sequence-specific DNA binding. NCBI's taxonomy places the organism in Eukaryota, Metazoa, Chordata, Mammalia, Primates, Hominidae. Gene Ontology annotation, biological process: negative regulation of transcription by RNA polymerase II; regulation of cytokine production; regulation of immune system process. The transcript has 3 exons. The record is from RefSeq and is a predicted model, not a curated record. Gene Ontology annotation, cellular component: nucleoplasm. Bases 2439 to 4052 code for a protein of 537 amino acids.